UAGUUUACGCACAAAACUAAGCCAAAAUGUAGAUUAACUUUCCAUUAUGUUUGAUUAAAACCAUAGGCAGAAAUAAAAGAAAAAUAGAAAAACAAAUAAAUAUUAAUAAUUUGUGGCUUUUGGUGCAGCCACAACUCUGGUGCCCGUCGCUCCAAGUAAAACUGCCGCCGGCUCCGCAAAAUGUUGAAAAUACGCAACAUUUGCAUGCUGCAAAGGCGCUGGAAGAGCGGCAAACGGCGCUGGAAUGUGCUGCAGCAUAAGAAGAACAACUGCGAUCGCGCACUGGAAAGCUUUGACGAUUUCUACGGCUCCGUCUAUGGCGGACGAUGGAAAAAUAUGCGUGCCGCUUUGCUAACGGAGCACAAAUAUGUUGCCAUGGUGAACAAUUUCGGUGACACAGAGCAAACAUGCAGCAUGCUGGAGCUGGACGGUGCCAUAAACAUCAAAUCCCUUAUACAGCUGGCACGGGAACGCGAAGAGGGCGGCGCAGAGCCCAGUCUGCAGCGCCAGAAAACGCGUGCUCAUUACGAAAUCGACGAUAAACUCGGUGCGCUGCUGCGCAAGCAGCAGGAACGCGAGGUCGCGGCCAUAUAUCCCAGUGCCGCAGAGGAUGGACAUGUGCCGCCACAGCAGCUCAACUAUGAGAAGAACAACAACAGCAACAACAACGAGCAGGAGGAGCAGGCGGGAAGCAGGAGCAAGCAGGCGGAGUUCAAGCAAAGCUUGACCAGAGCUUUGGAGCAGGAUGUUCAAUUGGAUGCGAGUCGUUUGGUGGAUCCACAAUUUGGCACAGGCGGCCUGUACGAGUAUGUGCCCGCCAGCACCAUCAAGGGCAUGGAGGAUUGGGUCGCCGAAUCGGAACAUUAUAAAUAUUAUCAAACUAGCACAGACUUUCCGCUGAUUAUUGAACCCGAGGCCAAUUUCCAAUAUCCGGAACACUUGGCCAUCUACACCUAUGAGAUGGGCAACUGUGCCGAGUUCAAGGCUCCGCGUCAGUGUCUAACCGGUGUCCUCUCACAUUUUCUGAUGGAUGGCGCCUCGGUGUUGCCGCCGCUGUUCCUGCAAGUGCAGCCCGGCGAGCGGGUGCUCGAUGCCUGUGCAGCGCCCGGGGGCAAAUCGCUGCUGAUGCUGCAAACCCUCCACCUGGAUCAGCUGGUGUGCAACGAUGUGCAGGAGUCGCGGCUAAACAAGCUGAGACGCGUCAUGCAGGAGUACCUGUUCGACUACAAACAACGCUGGGCGGGCAAACGCCUGAUCUUCAGCCAGAGCGAUGCACGCAAUCUGGAUGAGUAUGGCAGCUAUGACAAGAUACUGGUGGAUGUGCCCUGCACCACGGACAGGCAUGUGCUAAUGCAUCAGGACAACAACAUCUUCAAGCCGACACGGAUUAAGGAACGCCUCCGCAUACCCGAACUGCAGGCGGGCAUCUUGGCCAAUUGCUUGCGCCUGCUCAAACCGGGCGGCAGUCUUGUCUAUUCCACGUGCUCGCUGUCGCCGGUGCAAAACGAUGGCGUCGUCCACAUGGCGCUGCAAAAGGUCUUCACCGAGCAUGGCAUUACCGCUCGCAUCCGGGAUCUCAGCCAGCACACAGCACUCUUUAGCGACAUCUACAGAUUCGAGCAGCCCAAGGGCUUGAAAUAUGGCCAAAUGGUUUUGCCCUAUUUGCCCGCCAAUUUUGGGCCAAUGUAUUUCAGUAAAAUAACCCGAAACACUUGAAGCGUUCGGGCACAAUAUUAAACUUUUAGGUGAUACCAAAUUAUAUAAUGUAUAUCAUUAAAGGAAAAAUUGAAUAUUUGUUACAAA
Drosophila montana is the source of this 1803-nucleotide messenger RNA. RefSeq names its product 5-methylcytosine rRNA methyltransferase l(2)10685. The record is from RefSeq and is a predicted model, not a curated record. Gene Ontology annotation, cellular component: mitochondrial large ribosomal subunit. Gene Ontology annotation, biological process: rRNA methylation. The transcript has a single exon. Lineage: Eukaryota; Metazoa; Arthropoda; Insecta; Diptera; Drosophilidae. Gene Ontology annotation, molecular function: RNA methyltransferase activity. Bases 181 to 1716 code for a protein of 511 amino acids.